AUGUCGUAUCUUAAUCAUGUCCAGCAGGCACAUAAUAAACGAAAAGAAGACUAUAAUAGUUUAGAUACAUCACAGAUAAAACCGCACUCAGUUUUACCGUUUCAGCCUCCAGUUCAUCAGCCAUCAUCCACGUCUUUGGCAGAGUCUACAUUGGAUUCAAAAUCUACCUUCACUUCAAAGGCACGAACUCAAUACAGAACAAAGAAGCAGAAAGGCUCUGGUGAAUAUGCCAGUCAAAAACAAUUAUCUGUUAAUAAUACAACACCUGCGAUCGUGCUCGAACGAAUUUUGGGACUGACUGUUACUCGGCCAGCUGGACUUGCUAUUAAUCCCCAACGAGGUCUUGCUGCGUUUACCUCUGGUGCUACCGCUGUGCUUUAUCAUAUUCAAAAACAACGACAAGUUUCAUUUAUUCAUAUCUCUACAGGAAAUAAUCUAGUCUCCGAUCUAGCCGCCUCAUUACUCCGACCAUCUGCUGCGCCAAUUGCGUUACGACCAAUCACCAGUCUUGUAUUUGAUACAUCCGGUCAAUAUCUUGCGCUUGGAGAAACUGGACAUCAUCCUCGCGUUGCAGUAUGGGAUUGUGAUGCACAGGUGAUACUUGCCGAGUUAUAUGGACACAAGUAUGGAAUCUCCUCGCUUUGCUUCUCUCCAGACUCGUCAUUUAUAGUUUCUGUAGGACACCAACACGAUGGGUUUAUUUACUUAUGGGACUGGCGUCUAAAUCAGCAUUUAGCUGGUGCUCGAAUCGCUUCAAAGAUUAAUAGCGUUUCAUUUGACCCGCUAGGAAAAUUCUUUUUGACUGUAGGUCAGAACCAUGCAAAGUUUUGGAUGCUUGACAAGAUUUUACCACAAACAAAGCUCGCUUCCAAUAGGAGUGGAAGUGGUGUAAAACAGGGAUAUCACAUAUUAGAAGGUUGUAAUGCAUUUCUUGGAGACCAUGUGAACUCUGAGUUUGUGGAAGUUUCUAGUUGGAAAGCGUUUUCAUCUGCGUUGCCCGGCUCAGAUGAUUCAUACGUCUACGCAAUCACAAAAUCUGGGAUUCUUUGUCACUUUAGCACCUCGCGUUACUUGGACAAAUGGGUCGAUGUUAAAAUGGAUUAUGCUACCUCGCUAGAUAUUUCGGCACGCCAUAUCGCCUGUGGUGGUGCCAACGGUUGCAUUCGAAUGUUUGAGCCAUCAACUCUCAGAUACAUAUCGACACUUCCAGGACCACAUAGUCACAUGACGCAAGUAAGCAACACUUGUAGCGCGUCAAACUUGCCACUGUAUCCAGACAUUGUUUCAUUACGCCUGAUCUCAAACCAUCUUGAAGAGGACUGCCUUGUUGUAAUAUACAGCGACAAUAGUCUUGUAAUUUGGGAUGUUUCAGAACCACAGCAGUCAAAAAAGCGUCGCACUAUGAUGUUCCAUAGCAGCUGCGUGUGGGGAGUUGAACCGAUCCCGUACAAACAAUUUGGCGAUGCUACUUUUGGCUCUUGCUCUUCUGAUGGUACCAUACGUAUUUGGUCAAUGGAUGACAUUGAUGCACCCAACUCGUAUCACAACAUUUCAGCAGAGGUGCUACAUAUUCUCUAUGCAGAUGAGCAUGCUUAUCGACAAAGUGUCACUCGAAAUGAUAUGGGUGCUGUUGAUAGUGCAAGUUUAAACGAUAAACAAGAAAAACUGGGUAUUAGAUGCCUCAAAUUUAGUCCUGAUGGUAGCCAACUUGCUGCCGGUGACAGAAAUGGUAUAAUUAGAGUGUAUGAAUUUCCACAGAUUCGCGAGAUUGUCUCGCUACAAGCACAUAAUGCAGAAGUGAUUUCACUCGACUUUUCUCCAUCAGGUCCUAAUCUACCAAUGAUGCUGGCAUCCGCAAGUCGUGAUCGACUUAUUCACCUAUUUGACGCAUCGUCACUUUCUCAUGAUGGACCAUUCGAUCUGGUUCAAACAUUUAACGAUCAUACAUCAACAAUCACUGGACUGAAAUUCAGCCAUAAUGGCCAACGACUUGUUAGUUGUUCUGCCGACAAAUCAGUUAUUUUCAGAAAACUGGAUCCGCCCAAUCCAGAUACAGCGUAUGAUGUGCCACACUAUACAUGCUACAGUAACGUACCUAUUCGAUCAACAGUAUACGAUAUGGCUAUUGAGCGGUCAAAUAAAGCAACAGUGAUCAUCACGCAAGAUCGGCGUCUAGUGUUCAUGAAUACAGAAACGGGCAAGGUGACACACACACGCAAACCAACUUUAGAUGCUAGUAGCAGUGAUUUGCCACAUAGCUCUGCGUCGGCCUUUUCCAGUAAUAUCUCGUCUACUUUGUUUAUUAACAAGGUUGCUAUAGAUCCCAGUGGACUGUUCCUUGCGACGGCAUCUUCUGACAAAUGCAUUCGUAUUUUUGAUUUUCUUACCGGUGCAUGUCUUGGUCGAGCUGUUGGGCAUGGAGAUCUCAUUACAAGUCUGACAUUUAUCGAUGGCGGUAGACGAGUUGUUUCUGCUAGUUCGGACGGGUGCAUAUUUGUGUGGUAUAUUUGUGAGGCAAUUCGCCACCGUAUGGCCAGAGGACAACUUAUAUCACCAGUAAGCAGCCCUCAGCACGCAACAACUUUAAUCUCGUCCACAGCCUCAUCACCUGUGUCGUUCACUACAACGCAUGCUGGGACAGAGUAUUUUCAAAGUAACAUCUCUACACCAGUCUCAUUUAACACUACAGAUACAAACGCGGCUUUAUCAGUUUUGUCUUUAAAAUCUAGUGGAGAAUACAAUCUGGCUUUCAAAGAUAAGUUGGAACACAAGUUUGACGGUAGUGCACCAUCUGGAGUAUUUGCUUUUGAAUUCGACGAAAGCGAUCUUCCAGUUUGGGCUAGAUCAUCCAAAGAAUCCAUGAAUGAGGAUUUGAUUGCGAGUCGAUCUAUUACCGAUCGAGUGCAGAUUUCCAUCAAAGGACCAUGGGCAAAUAGACUCGAUGGAAACGCAAUUACUCUUUAUACAGAGAUGCCGGUCUUGGAACCAAUUGUUGCUGCAACAGAUAGUUUUUCGUUGAGAAGACGAUACUCGAUUGAAAGUCGAUCAUCUCCUAUAAAAGAAUCUAACCAGUCAACAUUUUAUAAUUCCCCAUCAGUCAAGGCUGGGCAUAUUUCAGCACAACCCAGCGCAGCAUUAUCUCUUGCUGAGAGCUCUCCUACUUCUUUAACCAACCCAUCUGUAGAUCCCGUGAAUAUCACCGCAGAUAUUGCACUGGGAAAUAACGAUCCAGAAAAAGAUAUAGAUACAAAGGCCAUAUCCAAAAAUAUCCUUGUAUCGGUCAUGUCAGGAGUGCAUAUUGUUUCUAAGCCUGACAAUACUAUCAGUGAUUUUGCUGAAAGUGAUCAAAUAGACAAGGAUACUACAGCUGACGUAGCUUUACACGAUGAACUAAUUAAGCCCAGCACAUUUUUUGAGCGUGGUUUGUUUAAGCAAGAGUUGGACAACUUGACAUUUGAAGAGUAUAUGUCGGAUAAAGGUCGCUUGGGUCGGUCUGAAUCUCGUAUGAGCAUCUCUUCUCAGUUUUUUCUCAAUCAUAGUUCCCAAUGUAUUGGAAAGCCCGAUCAUGUACGCCAAAUAUCUCAAGGCACUUCAGCAAACUCAUCUCCAAUUGCAUACACUGAGCCAGUUACAUUGCAAAGCGUUACUUCCACUGCUAAUGCUGCACACACACAAUGGGAUGUAAGUAAAAGUCCUUUGAUCGCGUCACAGUUUACUUUUAGUAAACCAAAUGCAUCUCUGGAAUUGCCACAACCUGAGCUGUCCGAUAUCACUGGCAUGACCAAUGAUCUAAGAAUAUCUGACCACGAGCCAGAGCAGCUUGAGAAAACCUCGGAAGUGGUUUUUCAUGCUAGCAAUGCAUCCAUCACCAAGCCUUGUAAAACUUUGGCUGAAACCCCUACUCUAACUGGUUCAACUUUGCUCACAAGCAAUACGGAUGAUGUAAUAUUAGCCGAGGUCUCUCUAUUUAAGCGACUUGCAGACAAGUUUGCUGAACAAUUAUUGAAUACGAGUGGCACAACUUCCAACUCUACUUUGAGAAGCAUACAAGAUGCUAUGCAGUACGUCAACUCCAUAUCUACACAUGCUAUUAGUGCCCAGGCAAAGCCUGACAUCACCAAAGACGCGUCUAUCAAGGCUAUGCUAGAGGCAUAUUCGGGUAUCUUGGUAGAUGCAGUUAAAAGCAAAUUGGAAAAUGUAUAAAUCGUCAACAAAAGUUUAAUAAAUUGAAUUAGAUG
Molecule: messenger RNA, 4238 nt
Organism: Batrachochytrium dendrobatidis JAM81
Lineage: Eukaryota; Fungi; Chytridiomycota; Chytridiomycetes; Rhizophydiales
Exons: 13
Coding region: 1-4203 (1400 amino acids)
Molecular function (GO): protein binding
Source: RefSeq, a predicted model, not a curated record